Messenger RNA from Poecile atricapillus (Black-capped chickadee), 1463 nucleotides. It is a transcript of the gene SLC51B, whose product is annotated as solute carrier family 51 subunit beta. The record is from RefSeq and is a predicted model, not a curated record. Lineage: Eukaryota; Metazoa; Chordata; Aves; Passeriformes; Paridae. Bases 122 to 613 code for a protein of 163 amino acids. Gene Ontology annotation, cellular component: plasma membrane. Gene Ontology annotation, molecular function: protein heterodimerization activity; transmembrane transporter activity. The transcript has 6 exons. Gene Ontology annotation, biological process: bile acid and bile salt transport.
AGGAUGACAGGGCUUAAAGAAGAAAUGUAGCUUCUUCCCUGCUGGGAACUGCAUGUUUCUGGAAUCUCCACACUGAAGAAAUACUGUGAAGGCGUGAUCCAUCCCACCUGCAUAUUCAAAUAUGAAGUUCUUCUGGAUAAUCCCAUUUUUCCUGCUGCAAGCUGAGGCAGAGCACAAGUACCUCCCAACCACCCUGGCCAGCACACACGUGGAUGAGCACACAGCAGGCAAUGUUACCCUUCCACUGGGCUUGGAACCGGAACAGCUGGAGGAGCUGCUCUGGUUCUUCCGCAGAGAAGACCCCUCAACAUGGAAUUACUCUGUUCUUGCGCUUUCCCUUGCAACCAUGAUUUUGGGUCUUGUUCUUCUGGCCAUUAACAUUGUGCGAAACAGGAAAAGGAAGAUCCUCGUAAACGGAGAAGCAUCACAAACCACACAGGAGGCGGACCUGGAUGCCAAGCAAGCCCUGAUGCCUGUGCAGGAAUACAGCCCGGUCAAGCCACUAAAGCAGGAGCCAGGGCCCCAGGCCCAGAGACCAGGGGAUGUGACAGUGCAGUGGAAGGACGGGACUGUCACAUCCCUGUACACAGAGAUGUCUGAGGAGGCCAUAUAGUGGCAGCUGAAGUCAGCCCAUUUAGGCCUUAAGGAAGGCAUUGAAAUCUCAGUUCAUAGAGGUGCAAGUUUGAAAAUGCAGUUUAGUCUGGGGAAAGAAAAGGGUGAAACAAGAAAGCAGCAGAGUUGCACCUGCAGGAGGGGCCCUGGGCUCAGCUCCUGCCUGGCUGGUGUUCCCUCACUGCUCUCAGCUGCUUCCAGCCUUCCCUCCAGUGCCAGCUUCGUCUCCUCCCUCAGGUGCUGCAAACAGGUGGGAGCUGAGCCAGGGGAGGAAGUGGGAAGCUUGGCCUGCAGUCAGCCAGGGAAAGCACCCUCAGGAAAGCACCCUCACUUCCCAUCAGGAAAACAGCAAUACUGAAAUUGAGGCGUUUUUAUUCUUUUCAGAAUCUUCUUUAUUAAAAUACUUUCCAAAGUGGUUGAUCAAACUGCCAUAUUGAAUCUGUCAGUAAGGUCAUAUAUAUAUAUAUAUAUAUAUAUAUAUAUAUGGUUAUAUGUACAAAUAUACACAUGGAUAUUUUACUCUGUAAAGUAACUGCAACUCCAGAGAGAAGCAGAACAUUUAACCUGAUAGAGCACCUGAAACCAAACACCCAGCCCUUGGCCCUGGCUCAGGCACAGGUAGAGCCUGAUCUGCUCCAGGAUUCUCUUUCUGUCCUUCAUUGGGCACAUGUAGAAGCCAUGAAAUAAUUUAGGACAUUAUUGAAAAUACGUAUUGAAAAUGCAUCAGUCUUUUAAACAAAGGCUUUUCAGACCACAUCCUUGUCAGCAAAGCAUCUCCUUGCAAAGCCUUUGGAAAGGGAUGCUAUAGUGUAAAAAGUUAAUUAAAAAAGCAGCAAUUUUGGUGUGACUUA